UGGCUCACCUGUUUUGCUACUAAAUAGAAUCCACACAUAUGAAUAUUAGAAACUGACUAUAUCCAUUUGAAAGCUAUGCCAUUAGAGACCCCUGCUGUGCUUUGCUGAAGUACACCAUGUUACACAGACUAGGCUGGAGAGGACAUCAGUGCGCAGCAGUGAGCUGACCCCUGUCAAUACUUCACUGUAAUCUGUGAAGCCAUCUUCACUGAGCUCUCACCUCAGAGGCCAUGAGGAAGAGAUAAGAGAGGUCGGAGAGAGACAGAGAGAGAGCAGAGAGGGCAGGACAAAUACAAAUCAGCGGGGAGCACAAACUUUCCCUCCAUCUUUCAGUUUACUAGAAAAGUGCAUUAUGGAGCAGACAGAAAUAGCUGUGAACUCGGAGCCCCUCCUGCUAUUCUGGGGACCUCAUGUAUCAUGCAGUGCUACAGUUUAGCCCACAGGCUGGAGCAUAUCCCAACAGGCCUGUUGAUGGAGACUUUUAAGUAGCAGAUAAAGUAAUUGUUUGCCAUUUCUUUGUACUUUGUACCGUCAAAAUAAGCAAGCUUGCAGUGCAACAUGUAAUUCUAAAUUAAAAGAUGCACUCAACUCCAUAUGCAAAUGCACCAACAUUGUUUUCAGUCCAAAUAAUUUCAUGCGUAAAAGCGAAAAAUAGACUCUAACUCUCUUAUGAUUAAAAAAAAAAAAAAAAAAAAUCUAUUUUUCAUGUUGUGGGCUUGUGCUUGCAUUUUUAAACCCCUCCUCUUUCGAUUUCAGCAACGCCAAAAUCAGCUGCACGAUGGCGCCAGAGUCUCACGAAUUAAAAGCUCGGUGCUUUGAUCGAGCCGCAGGCAUCCAGCAUCCCAUCAAUAAAACAUACUCCGAGCCCUACCAACUCACUGCCAUUGCAAUGCGACAUCCUGCACGAGUGUCCUGUGAGUAUUUCUGACGUGCAGGACCGUGCAGCCACACCGUGCACUGAUUGUUUGAGUGAAAACGACAAGCUUUACCAUGCGUGAUCCGAGCAGGUUUCGCUCCUAUGCCAGAGAACCUUCUCUCCUUUUGGGGCAGUGGAGAAAGAAACGUCAUUGUCUCAUAAAUAAUCCCUCAGCAUCUUUGUUAGCCGACUUCAGUUGCACUGCUCAUUGCCAUCCCCUCAGGGGGACAGUCUGUGUCGGGCAACUACGGGCGACUCAGGCGCAAUCCAAGAUAGUACCAUGAGCGGACCCCAACCUGGCUGACAUCAUUGCGUCUGGGGAUAUAGAUAGAUCCGUAGUACCUCCUCCUUCCUCCUCGCAUCCAUUUGGAGCCGCCUGUGUGUGUAGUCAGUGGCACUUAAUCACAGAGCGCACCAAGGCAGGAGGCGGACCGUCGGGCGUGAACGAAAUAGUAACGGUGAACUGGAGAGGCAGCAGUGUGCGGGACAACGCAGAAAGAGGAGCUAUCCGGAGGACGUUUCCAACAGCCGCUCUCGGUUUUUAACCCCGUGUUUUGAAGACCUUCCACUGGAUCAAGUGUUGCAGUUUUCAUCUCCGACCUUCCCGUUUCGGUCUCCACCACCGCGUCCGUCCGCCGCCACUGCUUCCUUGGAGAUGUCCAAAAAAAGACCAGCCAAGCCGGAGUCCCGGGUGAAACAUCAGGCUUCUCUGGGCAACAUGACUCGCCUUCCUUGUUUCUCUCCGGAGUCUGUAGAAUGAAGACGGCUUAAAUAAAAGUCCAAGCAGAGCGCAAAGAUGUCGGUGCCUUUGCUGAAGAUCGGCGUCGUGCUCAGCACCAUGGCGAUGAUUACCAACUGGAUGUCGCAGACCCUCCCCUCUCUGGUGGGGCUCAAUACUACCAAGCUCACGGCGGCACAGGGAGGGUAUCCAGACCGGAGCACAGGAGUGUUGCCAGCAAACCCAGAGGAGUCGUGGCAGGUGUACAGUUCGGCCCAGGAUAGCGAGGGACGGUGUGUCUGCACUGUGGUGGCACCCCAGCAGUCCAUGUGCUCACGGGAUGCCCGCACCAAACAACUGAGGCAGCUGCUGGAGAAGGUCCAGAACAUGACGCAGUCCAUCCAGGUGCUGGACCAGCGCACCCAGAGGGACCUGCAAUACGUAGAGAAGAUGGAGGUUCAGCUCCGCGGUCUGGAGACCAAGUUCAGGCAGGUGGAGGAGAACCACAAGCAGAACAUCGCCAAGCAAUACAAGGCCAUAAAAGCGAAAAUGGAGGAGCUUAGACCGUUGAUACCAGUGUUGGAGGAGUACAAAGCCGAUGCCAAAUUGGUAUUGCAAUUUAAGGAGGAGGUCCAGAAUCUGACGUCAGUUCUAAGCGAACUUCAGGAGGAGAUGGGGGCCUAUGACUACGAGGAGCUCCACAACAGAGUGUCAAAUCUUGAGGAGAGACUCCGAGCAUGCAUGCAAAAAUUAGCAUGCGGCAAACUGACGGGCAUCAGCGACCCCAUCACCAUCAAGACGUCUGGGUCCAGGUUCGGCUCCUGGAUGACCGACCCUCUGGCACCUGAAGGAGAUACUCGGGUCUGGUACAUGGAUGGUUACCACAACAACCGCUUCGUGAGGGAGUACAAGUCAAUGCAGGACUUCAUGACGUCGGACAACUUCACGUCCCACCGGCUGCCCCACCCAUGGUCGGGAACAGGUCAGGUGGUGUACAACGGCUCCAUCUACUUCAACAAGUUCCAGAGCCACGUCAUCAUCAAGUUCGAUUUCCGUACCUCCUCCAUUAGCAAGUCCCGGCAGCUCGACUACGCCGGCUUCAAUAAUGCGUAUCACUACGCCUGGGGAGGGCACUCGGACAUUGACCUGAUGGUGGAUGAAGGAGGCCUGUGGGCCGUCUACGCCACCAACCAGAAUGCCGGCAAUAUUGUCAUCAGCAAGCUGAACCCCAACACUCUGCAGAUCAUCAAGAGCUGGACCACCAACCACCCCAAAAGGAGUGCUGGCGAAUCUUUUAUGAUCUGUGGCACGCUCUAUGUCACCAAUGGAUACUCAGGAGGCACCAAGGUCUACUAUGCCUACUCUACCAACUCCUCUACUUACGAGUACAUUGACAUUGCCUUCCAGAACAAGUACUCACACAUCUCCAUGCUGGACUACAACCCGCGUGACCGCGCCCUCUAUGCUUGGAACAAUGGCCACCAGGUUCUCUACAACGUUACACUGUUCCACGUCAUCCGCUCAGAGGAACUGUAACCGCGGAAAAGGAUUAAACACAUAAAUACAUGUUGUCUGUGUAGAAAUCUCACUAUAUACAAAAAUAUAUCUGCGAAAGAAAAGACUCUAUGGAAAGAUCAUUCUAUUUAUGAUAUCAAAUAACUUCUGAGAGACUGCAUCAACAGUGAAUGCAAUGUGGAUUGAAUGUGCAUAUGAAAAAAAAAAUCUAAAAUUGAAGGGUUUCAUUCCAAAAGAUUAUAUAUUUAUUAUAGCAAAGAGCUAUAUCCAUUCAUGCCACAAAAUCAAAGAUGAUUGUUAGAAAAACAAAACUGUUUUGUAAAUAAAGGUCGUAAUUUAAUAGCUCCUCUUAGUAGACUUUAUUUUAUAGCUGCCAUCAUUUUGUUAGAGGUAUUUUACUUUGGAAUGAAACUCUUUAAUUGUUUGCCGUAUAGAAAAUGAUUGUAAAAGUAGAAUAUAUAUCAGAAUAAAAAGAGUCAGAACAGAUGCCAAAAAAGAAACAUCACGCCUUUUUUAUAUAAGGGAAUAUCAACCUAAGCUCAUUCCUGCGGCUCCAGUUCUUCUGCUGAAAUCCUCCCCGCUGAACUUUUCUGUUGGUCGAUGGGGGUCCUGAAACGAAGACUGUUGUUAAUAAACUGUUGGAUCCCCAGGUUCCAAGGACUAAAAGUGGGAGGUCAGUCUAGUCAGAAGACUUGAUAGCCUAAUGGAUGCAGUCUGUCAUAUCAUUUUUAUCAAGUACAGUAGCAAAUCAAAAGUCUGUAGACAAACUGAAAACAACAAUAACGACAUCCACUAAAAGACCUGAAGGCACUGACUGUUGACAGCGCUGUUGUUUGAAAUAAUUUUCCUGUGUUGGUGACUAUGUGUGAAAAAGGCUUUCUUUGCAUGAGUGUUUUCUAUCACUCUGGUCUGCUCUUCUGAAUGUCUUUUACUGUAUGAUAUAUUAAAAAAAAAAGAAAAAAGGGAGGUAGGGUGGGAGGGGGGAACAAGGUAGAAUACCUUUGGGAUUUGAGGAUUUGCAGAGAUAUUUACUUUUUUUCCUGCUUCUUUCCAUUUAGUUCUUGUUUUGUUUAUUUCUAUUUCUUUGCAACCACUUUAUUUUUCAAAUGUUCUUGUAUCACUGUAACUGUUGGCACCGGUUUUGCCUCUCUCUGUAUUUGUUUAUUUGGACUGUGUAGGAGGAAUCUAUCUAGCUCACAUCUCUUUGAAAAAAAAAUAACAGAAUGUAUCAAGUAUUGUACCCUGGGAACCUGGUCCUCCUAUCUUCAAUUCACAUCAUGAGCCUAUAGUAGGGAAAGGGGUUUUUCUUAGAGGAUAAUCCUGUCUCAUGUCAUGUAUCCCCCCUCAACUCCUCCCCACUGCUAGUGAAGGAUAAUGCUGUUUAAAUGUAUACCCUUGCAGAGGACAAAAGCUUUUCACUCUUUUUGCGCUUUGCUGGACAUGUGUUGUAUCUGAGAUGAGAUAGUUAAUGAUUCGUGUCAAUAAAACAGAGAAAUCUGA
Molecule: messenger RNA, 4649 nt
Organism: Amphiprion ocellaris (clown anemonefish)
Lineage: Eukaryota; Metazoa; Chordata; Actinopteri; Pomacentridae
Gene: olfm1b
Product: olfactomedin 1b
Exons: 6
Coding region: 1713-3170 (485 amino acids)
Biological process (GO): signal transduction
Source: RefSeq, a predicted model, not a curated record